AUGAUUUCACUCCAUUCCUCUGCCAUCAAAGCUUCUCUCCACCGCUCUGUUCCUUGUAACUUCCUUCCUCUCCGAUCACUCUCUGUUUCCUUCUCUUCUCGAUCUCUUCUUCCCUCCAAGGUAAAACGGAAUCUCUCCGUCGUCUCUGCCUCUAUAGGAGGCUCCUCCAUGUCAUCAAACAAUGGUUCUCGCCGAUUGUCUUCUCAGGUUGCUGAAUCAUUCUUCAGGAGUGUUUUAGGGCAAAUGGAAACUGUUUACCUAAAUCGAAACCCUACUCCUAAAUCUGUCUUGGAACUUGUCCGAUCCCUUGAUGGUAACGAACAACUUUGCUAUGAUCAUCUCGCUUUCAGGACCUUCGGUAUUGGUGGUUAUGGGAUUGACUCACUUGCAAGCUUUUUCCUUGACUAUGGAUAUACUCAAAUGGAUGAGCUGAAAUUUCCAGCUAAAAAACUAAGAGCUUUAUGGUUUGCACCUCCUGAUGAUUCUGCGCUUCCUUGUGGAAGCGGCGUUAACGGUCCUUUACCAAGAGUUUUUAUCUCAGAGCUGCUUGUUGAGCAGAUGACUUCACAGGCUCAGGAUGUGAUUAGAAAAUACACUGAAGCAUCGCCCGGUGGGAAAAAGUAUGCUGCUCUUUCUAGUGCUUUGGGUAUUUUACCUUGGGAAAAGCCUCUAUCUUCUGAGUUUGAGCAAUUGGCUAGGGAAAGUGAAUACGCAGCAUGGACUCUUGUCAAUGGCUAUGCUCUUAACCAUGUUACGAUUUCUGUCCAUCGGCUUAAAUCCCAUUUAAACAAAAUCAAGAAGCUCAAUCAGUUCCUUGAAGAAAAAGGUUUCAAAUUGAAUUCUGAAGGAGGAGUCCUUAAAGUUAGCCCUGAUGGUGGUUUGCUGCAAAGCUCAACCGUAGCUGAUUCGAUUUCGUUCAAGUUCUCUGAUGGUGUCGUCAAAUCUAUCCCUUGUUCAUACAUUGAGUUUGCUGAACGCCUUGUGCUGCCCCAGUUCCAAAAUGUACCCGAAAGCGAUAUAAAAGAGUCUCAUCGACGCGAUGGAUUUGAGGUUGGAAAUGCUGACAAGAUCUUCGAGAGCACAUAUCAGGAGCAGCUUUCUCGACGAACCGGGUGA
Arabis nemorensis is the source of this 1116-nucleotide messenger RNA. Lineage: Eukaryota; Viridiplantae; Streptophyta; Magnoliopsida; Brassicales; Brassicaceae. The record is from the annotation of a GenBank genome assembly.